AUGACAGAUUUAUUGGAGCAUUCAACAGCAUACACUGUGAGCGACGCAAAUAAUAUUCACACAUUGUUAUUUAAUCAGACAGAGUCUGGUUACAAUAAACUGGUGCUACCAGCCUACCCAGUAAUUGUUAGUGCAGAAUACAACUUGCUGGCUGUCAAUGCACUGGUAUGGAAUGAUAGCCGAUUGGCCUGGAAAAAAUCGUCCUAUGGAAAUGUUGAAUAUAUAUAUGUACCUGAGGAUGUAGUUUGGCACCCCGAAUUGAUUGUGCAGAAUUCGGUUUUGGAAUUAAGAAAAAAUCUUGGUGCUGAAAAAACAGUCCGAAUACAAUAUGACGGAGAAGUACGAUGGGAACCACCCGCUGUUCUGUCCACUUCGUGUGACAUGGAUGUUACGUUCUUUCCAUAUGACAGUCAAACUUGCGACAUAGAAUUGGCUAGCUGGGGUUUCCCUGCAGACGCUGUUAACCUUACAUUCUUCAAAACUCAUAUAAAUUUAGAAGACUACAGACCAGAUGGAGAAUGGGAUCUUACAACAACCUCCCAGUACCCAUCUCAGCUAAUUGAAGACGACCUGGUGUUUUCGGAACUAUUGUUCCGAAUAGAGUUAGAAAGAUUUCCGGGUCAUUACAUCAUGAGUGUUAUAUUUCCGACCAUUUUAACUGCUGUUUUAACAUUUGUUACGUUUUUUCUGCCACUUCAAUCCGGAGGCAAGAUCGGAUAUAUCCUGACAGUGUUACUUGCUUUAGCUGUUUUAUUGACGUUAUUUUCAGGCAGUAUGCCUACAACUUCAAAACAUACAUCAGUUCUAGUGGUAUUUCUAACGGUAACAUUGGGAAUGGCCUGUCUUGUGAUUAUCUUUACGAUAUUCAUCAUAAGACUUUUCCAUCAACCAGAACACGACAAGGCUCCCAACUGGAUGCAUUCUUUGGCGAGAAAAUUUAUGAAAUUAAAGUGCAGAGCUGGAAGAAUAAAUCAUCUUGAUCAAAGUCAGGUUGCAGAGCAUGCCAAACCGACAGAAGGAGGAGACUGUCUAGAGAGUAGUGAGCCAUUUAAACCUUACAGCAACAAGGAGCUAGCAGAAUUCUUUGAUUAUUUUCUGUUUGCAGUUUUCACAGUUUUUUAUGUGAUGGUUCUUUUAUGUUUCCCAAUAGUACUGAGCGCUUCAAACUGAUACACAUAAACUACAUAUACUGAGGAUUCAUUAUUUUUUUAUUGGUACCAAUUUUUGUGGACUGAGGGAAAAUAGUAUUUUCAAGGAUAUUUGAUUUCGUGGUUUUGCAAAGUCUUUAUACAAGCCUGUAGAAAUGUUGUACUUCGUUGAACAUUUAUUUGAGUUCACAUAUACCCAUGAAAUCUACGUCAAUUGGUAUCCCAUAAAUAAUAAUGAAUCCACAAUAUGUUUCAGGUUAGUUUCGUCACUCACUGAAUCACAUAACAUUGUACAAAUCUUUAUUGCUUAUGAUUUACAAAUAUAAUUACUAAAUGCUAAAGCUAAAUCUGGAGUGAAAAUUUAAGGAAUUGAGGAUCGUUUUCGCACGUUUUGGGUUUACUUUUGUGUAGUGCUUUUAUAAAAUGAUGUUGCAGGCAACAACUUACCAAUGCAUACAUGUACAUUCAAUUAAACCAUCGAAUUUGCGUACUGUGCUUCAGCAAUCAAGAUUUGUACGAAGUUAUCACUACGUGAAUUGUUAACAGAAUCAUGUAUAUACAUUUUGCACAUGUAUAACAAAACCCUACAAAUCGAUUGUUGAUUGUUUCAAAUUAUAAUGGAUAUGUCUUUACGAGCAUAAACAUUUCUGCUGUCAAAAAUGUAUUCAUCGCAAUAGAAAUGAUAUAGAAGAGAUUUAUUUAAUAUAGUAUUUAACAAUAUUCCGUAAAAUACAUCAUAAUAGUGUUGUCAAAAUAAAUACAAAUACUAUAAAUAUAUAUUAUGAUACAAAACUACCAGACAUCCAAAUUAUAGAAAUGAUACAGUAAACGACAUCCAAAAUUUUGAUAUUUAUUAAAUAGUUACGUAUCCCUGACUGCAUUUGGCUUUACUCUUGGUCUUGUUUGGUUUGAUCAGCUGUUCAACGUUUGUAUUAUAUUUUGAUAUUUCAACUAUGUUGGCACCUUGCAUUACUGAAGGCACAUUAUUUUUUAAAUGCGCUUCUGUUACAUGUAUUAUCUUGAAACGUAUCAUCACGUAAUAUGUCUUAUAUGAAACACAAGUUUAGUAUAUUUUUGGCCUUUCCUAUUUUAGUUUUUUUUUCCUAAAUAAUUUUAAAAUUUCUGUCCAUAAACCCUCAUAUCCAGUGGUAUUCUUAAUAUUCAGCACUUCAUCCCGGUCGACCAUUUAUUAAAGGACCUAUCUUUGCAUAAUUGUUUAUUUGUUCUCGUCCUGAACAUACAUGAGGUAUUUGCCACUAAAUUAACUCAUCAUAGAUACCAGGAUUGAAAUUUUGUAUUUGCGCAAGACGCGCGUUAAUGGAUGUUUAGCAAAAAACAAAUAAUCAAAAUCAAUCAAACAGUAUCUUGUAUUAGUGCUUUUUCAGAAUGCAUUUCGAGCUGAAUGCCAUGUUGGCAUUUUCGUUGUGUGGAUUUUAUUAUUCUAAGUUUUGCCUUCCCCUACUCAACACUCUACUGUUGUUUUCUGGUGUAUUUGGGAGUUUUAUUUGAUAUGAAGUGAACUAUUUAGUAUAUUGGUUCUAUACUGUUGUUUGUUUUGUUUGUGUUUUUUUUUCGAUAUAGAUAUUUUUGUUUUAGUUUUGCUACUUCCCUUUUGACGCCAUACUAACGUAUGGUUUAGCUCCCCUUUUUUGACAUCAAUAUUUCUGUUUUCGUACAAUGCUGACGUAUGGUUGAAUUCUCAUUUGGAUGCCAUGCUGACUUUUAUUUUAACAAACCCCGUUGUAUCAUGCUAACAUAUGAUUCGAGUAACCAAUUUCCACCAUACUCGCGUGCGGUUAAAUUUUUUUUUUUUAUACCAUGCUGACUUAAAGUUUAACUUUCCCUAUCAAAACUAUGAUUACAUGCAUGUAUGUUCCAGUGAUAUAUGUACAAUGCUAGGGUAGACUAUAGAUAUUUUGUUAAGACCACAUUGACGUAUUGUAAAAAUGCGUAUUGACACCAUGACACUGUCAGGUUUUUUUUAAUUGUAAUUGAUUCAGAUAAACGACCUUUCUGAUGCUAUGAUAAUAUAUAGUAUAAAAGUCCUUAUGUAUAUUUACCAUACUGAUGUAUUGUUUUGAAACCUUAUUUAACUAGAUGUACUAUAAAUUAGUCUUUUAUGUUCAGUUUUGCAUUAGACAAUGUUAGAUAUAGCAUUCAUAGAAUAAUAUAAUUUAUUUUAUAUAUUAUAGCAGGGGCCCUUUUGUUUCCUUUAUUUCGAUUUAAAAUCUUGGUUGAUCUUUAAUGUGAUAUCUUAUUCCAAAUUUUCAACUUGAA
Mytilus californianus (California mussel) is the source of this 3425-nucleotide messenger RNA. Its product is annotated as neuronal acetylcholine receptor subunit alpha-3-like. Gene Ontology annotation, molecular function: neurotransmitter receptor activity; extracellular ligand-gated monoatomic ion channel activity; transmembrane signaling receptor activity. The transcript is spliced from 5 exons. Gene Ontology annotation, biological process: signal transduction; nervous system process; monoatomic ion transmembrane transport. The record is from RefSeq and is a predicted model, not a curated record. Lineage: Eukaryota; Metazoa; Mollusca; Bivalvia; Mytilida; Mytilidae. Gene Ontology annotation, cellular component: membrane; synapse; neuron projection. The coding region runs from base 1 to 1170 and encodes 389 amino acids.